AUGACGCUGGGCUUGGAGCAGGCGGAGGAGCAGCGCCUGUACCAGCAGACGCUCCUGCAGGAUGGCCUCAAGGACAUGCUGGACCACGGCAAGUUCCUGGACUGCGUGGUGCGCGUGGGCGAGCGCGAGUUCCCGUGCCACCGCCUGGUGCUGGCGGCCUGCAGCCCGUACUUCCGCGCGCGCUUCCUCGCCGAGCCGGGCGGCGCCGGGGAGUUGCGCCUGGAGGAGGUGUCGGCCGACGUGGUGGCGCGGGUGCUGCACUACCUGUACACGUCGGAGAUCGCGCUGGACGAGGCCAGCGUGCAGGACCUGUUCGCCGCGGCGCACCGCUUCCAGAUCCCGUCCAUCUUCACCAUCUGCGUGUCGUUCCUGCAGAAGCGCCUGUGCCUGGCCAACUGUCUGGCGGUCUUCCGCCUGGGCCUCCUGCUGGACUGCGCGCGCCUGGCUGUGGCCGCGCGCGACUUCAUCUGCGCGCGCUUCCCGCUCGUGGCGCGCGACGACGACUUCCUGGGGCUCUCGGCGGACGAGCUGAUCGCCAUCAUCUCCAGCGACGGCCUCGACGUGGAGAAGGAGGAGACGGUGUUCGAGGCGGUGAUGCGCUGGGCCUCCAGCGGCGACGCGGAGGCGCAGGCCGAGCGCCAGCGCGCGCUGCCCACCGUCUUCGAGAGCCUGCGCUGCCGCCUGCUGCCCCGCGCCUUCCUGGAGAGCCGCGUGGAGCGCCACCCGCUCGUGCGCGCCCAGCCCGAGCUGCUGCGCAAGGUGCAGAUGGUGAAGGACGCGCACGAGGGCCGCCUCACUACGCUGCGCAAGAAGAAGAAGGAGAAGGGCGAGGAGGCCGCCAAGCAGGGCCCCGCGGACGCUGAGGCCGAGGCCGAGGAGGAACGGGUGCUGCCCGGGAUUCUCAACGACACCCUGCGCUUCGGCAUGUUCCUGCAGGACCUCAUCUUCAUGAUCAGUGACGAGGGGGCCGUGGCCUACGACCCGGCCGCCAACGAGUGCUACUGUGCCUCCCUGUCCACCCAGAUCCCCAAGAACCACGUCAGCUUGGUGACCAAGGAGAACCAGAUCUUCGUGGCCGGUGGCCUGUUCUACAACGAGGACAACAAGGAGGACCCCAUGAGCGCUUACUUCCUUCAGUUCGACCACCUGGACUCCGAGUGGCUUGGGAUGCCACCACUGCCGUCACCUCGCUGCCUCUUUGGCCUGGGGGAGGCUCUCAACGCCAUCUACGUGGUGGGAGGCCGCGAGCUCAAGGACAGCGAGGACAGCCUGGACUCGGUCCUGUGCUACGACAGGCUAUCAUUCAAAUGGGGCGAGUCAGACCCCCUGCCCUACGCAGUCUAUGGCCACGCAGUGCUUUCCUACAUGGACCUGGUGUACGUCAUCGGCGGCAAAGGCAAGGACAGGAAAUGUCUGAGCAAGAUGUGUGUCUACGACCCCAAGAAGUUUGAGUGGAAGGAGCUGGCCCCCAUGCAGACAGCCCGCUCCCUCUUCGGGGCCACCGUCCACGAUGGCCGCAUCUUCGUGGCUGCGGGGGUGACAGACACAGGGCUCACCAGCUCCGCAGAGGUGUACAGCAUCGCAGACAACAAGUGGUCCUCCUUUGAGGCCUUCCCCCAGGAGCGCAGCUCCCUCAGCCUGCUCAGCCUGACUGGCACUCUCUAUGCCCUGGGUGGCUUUGCCACUCUGGAGACGGAGUCUGGAGAACUGGUCCCCACGGAGCUCAGUGACAUCUGGAGAUUUAACGAGGAUGAGAAGAAGUGGGAGGGCGUCCUCCGGGAGAUCGCCUACGCGGCCGGUGCCACCUUCCUGCCUGUGCGCCUCAAUGUGCUCCGCCUGACCAAGAUGUGACCCUGAGGUGCCUUCCCGUCCUGCGGCCUCACAGAAAAGCCUCUCGGUAUUGAGAGAAGAGCUGGGUAGAGGCCGGUGCCCUUCUCAUUCCCAGUGUGAGCCAGAGAGGGUCCAGCCAGGGGUGGGACAUUGCUACCUGGCUGUUGUCCCUAUGGGUCUGCCGGCAUCCAAGGCUGUGUCCUGGCCCUGUCCGGGCA
Molecule: messenger RNA, 2048 nt
Organism: Psammomys obesus (fat sand rat)
Lineage: Eukaryota; Metazoa; Chordata; Mammalia; Rodentia; Muridae
Gene: Klhl40
Product: kelch like family member 40
Exons: 6
Coding region: 1-1851 (616 amino acids)
Biological process (GO): negative regulation of protein ubiquitination; negative regulation of proteasomal ubiquitin-dependent protein catabolic process; skeletal muscle fiber development
Cellular component (GO): A band; I band
Molecular function (GO): protein binding
Source: RefSeq, a predicted model, not a curated record